AUGAAGCGCCUCGGGUAUAAGAAAUCCCGUAAGGGUUGUUUACGGUGUAAACAACGAAGAGUCAAGGUUGGUUGGGUAUCAGAUAUCGAACUCACACAUCACUACACGGCCAACGCCCAUCGGACUCUAUACUCACCAUGCUGUCACGCAUACAACGCACUUCAAAACGAUGUCCCAAGGGAAGGCUUUUCUCAUCCCUUCCUCCUUCACCAACUCCUCGCCUUCUCCGCCCUCCACUUGGCGUUCCUGAAACCAGAGUCUCGCAACAGAUAUCUCAUACAGGCCUCGCAGCACCAAGGUGUAGCCAUCAGUACCAUGAACUCGCUCUUGGCAAAGCCUCUACCGCCGAGUGAGUUCCACGCCAUGUAUGCGACUUCGAUAUUCGUCGCCAUAAGCGCUUUUGGUACCUAUCCCAGCUGCGACAGGUAUCAAGAAUCAUUCCGUGCCAUCGAUGGCCUGGUCGACAUAUUCAUCCUCAUCCGUGGCAUGAACAUUCUCCUCCGCUCAUCUGGUGAGGAGUUACGAAACGGGCCCUUGAAGGGUUUACUGAGCGGGUGCGAUUGUCCACCUUUCGAAAACAUUGGCUGUCUCAAGACGGUGGCUUCCAAGCUAGGAGAUCUCCUACCAGCUGUACAAGACCAAUUACCCUUGCUCGACACCGAAGAUGGACAGCUCUGUGUAGACACCAUCGCUGGGUUUAUUGAAACCAUCUCGAGGAUCACCAGCACCCCCAGGUCGGCGCCAACACCCGAGCUGAGGGUCGUCUUUGCCUGGCCCAUGGGCCUCUCCAACACCUUUCUGUCACUCUUGAGAAACUGCGAGCCACUGGCUCUGGUGGUUCUUUCUUACUAUUGUGUGUUGUUGCAUUCGCGAGAACCAAAGUACUGGUUUCUCCAAGGCUGGACGAAUGCGCUGAUGAAGGUUGUGGAGGCAAAAGUGGUUGGUACACGAUGGGAGGGACUGAUACAAUGGCCGUUGCAAGUGAUGGGAGAAAAUGAGACGGCGACGGGGACAUUAGGGGAGGACCCGGAGUCUCGCGCCGCCCAGGAGGUAACAUAUCCGAUGUGUUGA
Messenger RNA from Fusarium vanettenii 77-13-4, 1071 nucleotides. RefSeq lists its product as uncharacterized. The transcript is spliced from 2 exons. Gene Ontology annotation, biological process: regulation of transcription by RNA polymerase II. The record is from RefSeq and is a predicted model, not a curated record. Lineage: Eukaryota; Fungi; Ascomycota; Sordariomycetes; Hypocreales; Nectriaceae. Bases 1 to 1071 code for a protein of 356 amino acids. Gene Ontology annotation, molecular function: DNA-binding transcription activator activity, RNA polymerase II-specific.